UGCUUGUCAAAAUUUCAAUAAAUGAACAAAUGGUGUGAAAUGUUUUUAAAAUUUUGCAGCUGCUUCUCUUUUGUUUGAUUAAAAAUUCAUACAAUCAGAAGCUGCCAGGAUGGUCAGUAAGCAUUUUACAGUUGAUUUGAGUAAGCCUAUUGUAUCCAGGUCUGAAGCAUACGUUGGCCAUCUCGGGGAAGCUUAUGAGAAAUGGGUCCACCAACCUAUUGUUAGCAAGGAUGGUCCUCGGUUUUUCGCUAAUGACUUUUGUGAGCUCUUGACACGCACAAAAUGGUGGGUGAUCCCACUAGUUUGGCUACCAGUUGUAUGUUGGCUUGUUUUUGUAUCCAUACAAAGAGGUCUCACUCCUACGGAGGCAGCCUCGGCUGUGAUUGGUGGCAUCUUCAUCUGGACACUUCUCGAGUACUGUUUGCACCGUUUUCUUUUCCAUAUUAAAACAAGAAGUUAUUUGGGAAACACCUUGCACUAUCUACUUCAUGGCUGCCAUCACAAGCACCCUUUGGAUGGGCUACGACUUGUUUUCCCCCCAGCUGCAACAGCUAUUCUGUGUGUGCCGGUAUGGACCAUGUUUAAACUUUUAUCAACUCCUUCAACAGCUCCAGCUUUGUUUGGAGGUGGGUUGCUCGGAUAUGUAAUAUAUGAUUGCACCCAUUACUACUUGCACCAUGGAAAGCCAUCUAAAGGCUAUGGUCAUAUUCUCAAGAGAUAUCACUUGAAUCAUCACUUCAAAUCUCAGAACAAGGGAUUUGGGAUUACAUCAUCAAUUUGGGACCAUGUGUUUGGAACAUUCCCCGCACCUAAAGUGGGGGCGACAAAAGUAGGUGAUAGCUGAUUUAAUUGUCAAUAUAAGCUGUCAUCUAUAUAUAAUCCUA
Hibiscus syriacus is the source of this 884-nucleotide messenger RNA. Its product is annotated as dihydroceramide fatty acyl 2-hydroxylase FAH1-like. NCBI's taxonomy places the organism in Eukaryota, Viridiplantae, Streptophyta, Magnoliopsida, Malvales, Malvaceae. The coding region runs from base 110 to 844 and encodes 244 amino acids. Gene Ontology annotation, cellular component: membrane; endoplasmic reticulum. Gene Ontology annotation, biological process: fatty acid metabolic process; lipid biosynthetic process. The record is from RefSeq and is a predicted model, not a curated record. Gene Ontology annotation, molecular function: fatty acid 2-hydroxylase activity; iron ion binding. The transcript has 7 exons.